AUGCUCUCUCAAUCAGAACUGAACAACACUUCGAAUUCAACGUUGCAAUCAUCAUCCAAUGAUUUUUUCUCUCUUGUUUUACUGAAUCCACCACAACAUCCAUUUGUUAUAAUUCCUUUUAUUUAUUUUCUCUUUGGAAUUUUAUGGAUUGGUUCUCGGGUGUGCUAUUUACGGAGUGUGUUAAAAAUUUAUGAAAUUAAUCAAUCAUUGUUUCCGAUGAUGAUUGGAUUUAUUUAUUUACCAGCUUCAUUGCUAUCAAGUUUUUACUUAUUUUACAAAAAUUCAAAAGAUCUCUCGAAUACUGAGUUGAUUUCUUCUCUAAAUAAUUACUCGAUAGAUAUUUUCAAAUAUUUCAUGUCGUCGAGUUUAUUAUAUUUUGGAUUUUUAUAUUCAAUUUUAAAUUCAAAACCAAAAAGAUCUCCGGAUGAUAUGAGCAUUCAACACAUUGAAUAUAAUGACAAUGAGAAGUGGUUUCAACGAAUUUCAUUUGUCGCUGUGGCUGUUGCUUAUGCAUUUGUGAGCACUCUCUUCAGAUAUGACCAUUUGAAGAUAUAUGCCACUUGUUUGACACUAUUCACAUUGAUCGCAUGUAUUGGAAUGAAUUGGAGAGUUUUGAAUUCUUCUGAAAUUUAUGGAAUAGAGCCAGACAAGAAAUUACGGGAAGAUGUUGUUGAAGAAUUUAUUAACACGAAGAAGAAGUUAUUUAUACGAAUGCUUGCAGUCAUGAUUCCAUUACUCUCUGUGUUGGUUUCUAAUUUUGGAAUGUUUUACCAAAUUGAAAAAUUGUCAACUUCAGUGGCCAUUCACAUUCUAUUUGCCUUACUGUAUCAUUCAAUAUUUGUAUUUCAAUUUUAUAAUUUUUAUUUUCAAAAGGAUGUAUUGGAUCAGAGAAGAAAUAGAAUGAAAGUCUUCUUCUUACUCUUUAUUUUUCCAAUUCCCUAUUAUGAUUCAAUUAAGAAAAAUCCUCAUACGCAAGCAGAGAGAAGUAGCACAGGUGAUGUUCAAGUUAUUGAGAACAAUAGCACAACAGAUAAGCAUUAA
Messenger RNA from Naegleria lovaniensis, 1041 nucleotides. RefSeq lists its product as uncharacterized. Lineage: Eukaryota; Heterolobosea; Eutetramitea; Acrasida; Naegleriidae. The record is from RefSeq and is a predicted model, not a curated record. Bases 1 to 1041 code for a protein of 346 amino acids. The transcript is spliced from 2 exons.